UCAAUUUACAAGCCCCCUUUUCCUCUUCGGGACGUGCAAGCUGUUCAGAGAAAAUAUUCGCCAAGAUGGGAUUCUGCGAAGAGCCGAAGCAGAGGGAAACGGGGACGGAGAAGAGUCCUGCGGUGGAAGAAACUAAGAAGUUCGGUCUGUUCUGUGAUGAGCGCGGAUAUCUGAUCCUGGUGGAGUACAUCCUGCAGCACGGCAGCAGGAAAGGAGACCGAACCGGGACCGGGGUCAUCUCUGUGUUCGGAGCUCAGGCCAGAUACAGCCUCCGAGAUCAGUUUCCUUUGCUCACGACCAAGAAAGUGUUCUGGAGAGGGAUCCUGGAGGAACUGUUGUGGUUCAUCAAGGGAUCUACCAACGCCAAGGACCUGUCAGAGAAAGGCGUGAAGAUAUGGGAGGCAAACGGAUCCCGCGCCUUCCUGGACAAGCAGGGUUUCACGGACAGAGAGGAGGGCGACCUGGGGCCGGUGUACGGCUUCCAGUGGAGGCACUUCGGUGCAGAGUACACCAACAUGCACGCAGAUUACUCAGGCCAAGGUGUUGACCAGCUGCAGAACAUCAUCGAAACCAUCAAGAAAAACCCGGAGGACCGGCGGAUCAUCAUGUGUGCCUGGAACCCAAAAGACCUGCCCCACAUGGCUCUGCCCCCCUGCCACGCCCUCUGCCAGUUCUACGUGUGUGAUGGCGAGCUGUCCUGCCAGCUGUACCAGCGCUCCGGAGACAUGGGCCUGGGUGUGCCCUUCAACAUCGCCAGCUACGCUCUCCUCACCUACAUGAUCGCGCACGUCACGGGCCUCAAGCCGGGAGACUUUGUUCACACCCUGGGAGACGCUCACAUCUACAUCAACCACAUUGAACCUCUGAAAGAGCAGCUUAAGAGAGAAGUUCGGCCGUUCCCCAAACUGAAGAUCCUGAGACAAGUUGAGAGCAUCGACGACUUUCGAGUGGAGGACUUUGAGAUCUGCGACUACAACCCACAUCCCACUAUUAAGAUGCAGAUGGCUGUCUGAAACCUUGUCACUGAUUUUUAUAGAUUUUUUUUUUCUUAUUCUUUUUUUAGUUCUUUAUAUUCUCUUUUGGUAAAUUUUUGCAUGUUUAAUUUGCACAUGUUCCAGAAAGUUCAGACUUUUAAAAUGUCUGUAGUUUUAUAUAUUUAUGAGUGUAUAAAUUUGAAUCACUUGAAAAUAUUUCUGGCGUCAGCUGGUGUUUUCCAGAUAUUUCAUCUGAAGCUCUUCCAAGUUCAGCUUAUUCCUACAGUGUUACAGGCAGAGCAGUGGACUGACGUCUCGAACGUCAGAUGGUGACUGGACUGUGAAGAAACACCC
Molecule: messenger RNA, 1328 nt
Organism: Salarias fasciatus (jewelled blenny)
Lineage: Eukaryota; Metazoa; Chordata; Actinopteri; Blenniiformes; Blenniidae
Product: thymidylate synthase-like
Exons: 7
Coding region: 66-1013 (315 amino acids)
Biological process (GO): dTMP biosynthetic process
Cellular component (GO): mitochondrion; cytosol
Molecular function (GO): thymidylate synthase activity
Source: RefSeq, a predicted model, not a curated record